Molecule: messenger RNA, 3816 nt
Organism: Boleophthalmus pectinirostris (great blue-spotted mudskipper)
Lineage: Eukaryota; Metazoa; Chordata; Actinopteri; Gobiiformes; Gobiidae
Product: zinc finger protein 227-like
Exons: 2
Coding region: 41-1141 (366 amino acids)
Biological process (GO): regulation of transcription by RNA polymerase II
Molecular function (GO): RNA polymerase II cis-regulatory region sequence-specific DNA binding; DNA-binding transcription factor activity
Source: RefSeq, a predicted model, not a curated record
UCACGUGACUUGGGUAGAGCAUCCUUUUGGCCCUUUCUGGAUGAUAGCGCGACGGCUCCGUUCUACCCGAAUAAACAUGACCAAAUUGCAGUUUUUAAACGUGUUUUUGACCGAGCGCCUAAUGCUCGCAGCACAGGAGAUCUACAAGUCUGUGGAAGACACCAUUUUGGAGUAUCAGGAGGAGAUCGCGAUCAGAGAGAGAGAGAACGAUCAUCUGAGGCGCAGGCUUCGGGACGCGGGCAUCGAGAUAUGGCCAGACCGUCCUUCUAUGGGUCUAUUGGAUGAUGAAGACGGAGAGCACCCACGUCGUGAGUGGAGUCCAAGCAUGGGUCAUGAGGAGCGCAUCCCGAUUCAGAUCAAGGACAAACGUGACCACCGCCAAAACCAAGGCCCUGAUCCCCACCCGCACCCACACAACCAACAUGGCUCCUCCUGCAGUGCCUCCGAGAACCUCUAUCCUCCUCAGCGCUCUGACUAUCCACAAGAGGCGCCUCACUCUUCCAAUCUGCAGCAGGGAGUCGAGAAUAGAGAGCGAGAUGUGCCUAGUAGAAAUCCAGUCCGCAAAAUUGAGCCGAAUUCUAACCCCAACCCUCAGCCUCUUGCGCCCGUCAACCCAAAUUGCUCCAACAACGAAAACAUUGACAUUAUAGGUGUUGAUAAUGGAGGCGGGAUGGUGAAGGGUAGAGCCACUAGGGGGCAGUCUUCUCAUAUGAGUAACCAAGCCGCGGCUAGCAACAAUGUGGAAUGCCCGCACCAGAAGUCGCCAAUCCCGGGACAUAUGUCAUCAUUCUGUUGUAAAGUUUGCGGGGAGGCGUUUAGUCACAUGGGCCAUCUGCACGUGCAUGUUCAGGUCCACACACGUGAGAAGCCGUACCGAUGCGGCGUUUGUGGUAAGUGUUGUAGCUCGUCUGGUAGGUUACAGGAGCAUCAGCGUAGCCACACGGGAGAAAAGCCGUUUAGAUGUCAGAUUUGCGGAAAAGGUUUUACACAAAUGGCUCAUCUCAAAGUGCACAUGAGAAUUCACACCGGAGAAAAACCUUACAGCUGUCCAGUCUGCGGAAAGUGCUUCAGCCGCUCAGACAAAAUCAAACGCCAUCUCCAAACCCACAACCGCGACGGGCAGUACUUCUCAGGUCAAUAAGGGAGUAAAUACUGUAGAACUCCAUUCACACAUAGAUCCCAGUAAAUCUCCGGGUACAGAAUGGCUACAGUGACCCCCAUUCACACAUGCACCAGUCCCAAAACAUUGGUGCUCUGCUCUUUUCACACAUAACUUGCGUUUUGCUUGGCUUUCUGUCUCAUAGCAAAACUCUGCUGCAUUAUUUAAAUUGAAUGAGGAGGGAAACUAAAGGGAAACCAGGAAACUAAAAUGGUAACUAAAGUGAUCAAGCUGGUAAUUAACAAUAACCAAGCAGUGAUACUGGCUAUUUUAUGGCUUUAUUCAAACACAUAAGCCUUCCCUGCAUAUGCCCAGUAAUUUACCUGGGAAAUUGCCAGAUCAGAAAUACAGGGAAGUCUGUUCUGGCUUUGUUCACACAUGACCCUGCUCUGGCAAAAUGCAGGAAAAUUCCCGUGUCAGACUGCAUGUGUGAAUGGGGGUCUAGUCUUACUUCACUUCCCUAACCCGUGUGUUCUUUCUGUGACAUUUUUUUUUUACAGUAGGAAGCAACCUUUUUAACGAGUUAUGAGAAAUGGCUUGCUAAAAGGUUCCUACAGUGUAAAAUGUCUUUAAAUGCGCAAUCUCUGCCAUUAGGAGAAAUAGGGCUGGGUGACAUGGUACAAUUUGUGUUUUUAGCUUUAGAUUUGACAAGGGAAAUCCCACUUAUAUUGAUCAUGUCUGUGUUGUUGAGUCAAGUAAUUAAAAUGUAUAAAAGCUUGGAUUUAUAAUGUGCUGUACAAACUUGACAAGCUUACCAAAGCGCUACGUUGGCUGUUGUUAAAUUAACUUUCCACACACAAAGUACAAGUUUUCUGUGAUAGGAGAAAGUAUUCAAAGAAACCGUAUUUCUUUCGGGGACUCUGGUUUCCCCUAUGAACCUACAAUAUGUCACUCUUGACAAUAAACCUAGUUUUUAGCAGUUUAACCCCAGCUGUAUUUAACAAUGAUCCAAAUGCAGAGGACACAACAGUCUACCUUCUUCAUACAAUAACUUAAAAUUGUUAGAUGACUGGUGGUCUAUAUUAUCUAAGCUGACUGACAUUUUGCAACAGGUUUCUAUCUAGUAUCAGAAAUAAAAGAUACAGAAAAAAAGGUUAUUUAAUCACUUAAAAAUAUUAUGAAUUUUACAAAUCCAGUGCUUCUACUGUUGUCAAGUUGGUGAUAGUGCAAACCAAGCAGUCAAAAUAGCUGUAAAGCCUUUUCCAAUUAUGUUUAAAGUGAAAUGUUGAAACUGAUCAGAUGUCUCCUAGCCCUAUUGCAGUCUUCGUAGGCCCUUAUAGCCGUUUUAUUUUUUUCUAUUUUAUACGUUUUUAACUUUUUUUUUUUUUUUUUUUAAUCAGUGGCACACUCUGAUACAAUAACUACUUUUCAAUUAGUCUUCCACGUUAUUUUUGUCACUUUACACGAUAAUGACUCCAACAGUGUUUAGCAUCACAGUGUGUAUCUUAUAUCUCUUUGUUUCUCUAUUUUUAAUUUUAGAUUCACAGUUUAGCUACAUUUUAGAUGAUAUUUGCAUGGAUUAAGUGUAAAAUUGAUGGAUGGACAUAGUUGCCAGUUUCUAUGUAGAUAACUUGUCAUUAUUUUGUUACAAGACAUUCUGGCACUGGUCACAAAUGUAUUCUAUUUUUAGAUUUAUUGUAUAACUAUUACAUUACAUUGUCUUACUUCUUACAAUAAAAUGUCUGUAUGUCAAAUAUGUCUUGAGUUUUUAGUGUCAGAAAAGUUAACUCCAAUUCUUGCGAUCCUGAUUCGAUUUAUAAUUUUGAUUCAAUGGCGUUGAGUACGAGGAGUAUCCAUAAGUUUUGUUUAAGAUCUGUGGCUUUGCAGAAUUGGCCAAGUAACAGUUGAUGUGAAAAUGGUUCUAAACAAGGAAGUCAAAAACCUUUCCGAGUUUUGUGCCAAAUUUUGAGAGUUUUGGUUAUUCCAAAUUCUUCCCAACCCUGAUAUUUAAAAAAUUAUCCAUGUUUUGUUAACUGUCAAGCAUUUAAUCUUCGAUUGAAAAACAUUGCUACAAAAGACUAACACAUUUAUGCAAAAUCCGUAACAAAUUGUUCUAGAUACAGUUACCAUUGUAACUUUUUUUUUUUUUUUCUGACAACUUUGGUUCAUUUUCGGGAACAUUUCUCUAACCACAUAACCUUCAUUGGACCAACAGGCUUUUAUGCACAUGGUUUAGAGUUUGACCAUAUACAGUCUAUGAGUCGGGCAUAAUCACAAAUGACUUAAACUGUAUAGUGUCAAAUUUUAUGUCACUAAAAACUACACAUUUCAUAAUAGAACAGUUUAAAAAGUAGAAGUAAUUAAAAGUUUUUAAUUGUUAUAAUGAUGUCCAAUUUGCCAAAAACAUGGACUAGAGGAAAAUUAAGUUAUUAGCUGGGCAAUCUAAAUGUCAAAUAUAUCAUCCAGUCCGUAUCUCAUUAUGUCUUCUCAGGGGCAGUGUGUGAUUCCAGCUCAUGUAAAAAAAAACACUUCAGACUGCAGAGUUGGGGUUAUUGGGGAUAUUAUUGCCUUGUUUUUGUUUUCACUUGCCUUUUUUUUUUUUUACAAUCUAUAAAUCAAAUAUGUGGUGAAGACAACCUCUUUCUCUCACUAUCUGAAAAGUGUUAAUGUGUAAACAUGUGGAAUAAAUGUAUUUUUAAUAAAGUAGGUAUCCAAGA